AAUCAUAUUCCCAUCCCCCCAUGGAGUGUAAUAAGCAAGUGCAGGUAGUAGAUGAUGAGCAGCAAGUUGUAAGUUGCCACUUGAAAUCAGCAUCCUUUGAUGAGAUCCAACAAAGACGAUCUGCAAAUUAUAAGCCUAACAUUUGGCAAUAUGAUUUCUUACAAUCCCUUCCAACCAUAUAUGAUGGUGUGGAAUAUAAGUUAAGGGCUGAGAAUUUGAAAGAGAAUGUGAAGGACAUUUUUGUGGAAGCAAAGGACCAAUUAGCCAAAUUGGAGCUGAUUGACAUUAUCAGAAAACUAGGCCUUGGGGACGUUUUUGCAGAGGAAACGCAUAAAGCUUUACAAACUGUAGUAUCUUCCAUGAAAAACAACAAAAAUGGUGAAGAAGAAGAACUCUAUAUGACUGCUUUACGCUUCAAGCUCCUUAGGCUGCAUGGCUACGACGUUUCACAAGAUGUAUUCAAUGCAGUCUCAAUAACCAAAUGCAGUGACAUCAAGGGAUUGCUUGAACUCUUUGAAGCUUCGUAUCUAGCUUUUGAAGGAGAAACCAUUUUGGAUGAAGCUAAAGCUUUUUCAAUGGAAGCUCUUAGGAAUGUUUAUCCUACACUGGAUUUGAACUUAGCUAAGGAAGUUGCUCAUGCUUUGGAACUUCCAAUGCAUUGGAGAGUACAGUGGUUUGAUGUUAAAUGGCGCAUCACCAUGUAUGAAACAUACAAUAAAAACAUAGACAAACGCUUUCUUGAAUUGGCUAAACUUAACUUUAACGCAGUCCAAGCCAUACUUCAGAAAGAUCUAAGGGAAAUUUCCAGGUGGUGGAGGGACCUAAGGAUAAUGGAGGGUUUAAACUUUACAAGGGAUCGAUUGGCUGAAAGUUUCUUAUGCUCAGUUGGACUUACUUACGAGCCUCAAUACAGUUGUUUCAGAAAAUGUCUCACUAAGAUUACCACCAUGAUAUUAAUCAUAGAUGAUGUUUAUGAUGUUUAUGGUUCCAUUGAAGAGCUAGAGCAAUUCACCGAGGCUGUUGACAGGUGGGAUUCAAGCAAAACUCAGGAUCUACCCGAGUGCAUGAAAACAUGCUUUCAAGCUCUAUACGAUAUUACCAAUGAAAUUGCUUCAGACAUACAAGAACUCAAUGGUUGGCAAGUCCAAGCACUACUUCAUAUGAGGAAAGCGUGGACAGGAUUUUGUAAAGCACUAUUUGUAGAAGCAAAAUGGUAUAAUAAAGUAUAUAGUCCUUCCCUUGAAGAAUAUUUAAGCAAUGCAUUAAUUUCAUCAGGAGCCAUUGUGAUUUCCAUUCACUCAAUGCUCUCAGUGGGGAGUACUGAUGAAAAAAUUAUCAAUCUAUUGGGAAAAGAUGAAGAUCUUGUUUACAACAUCAGCAUCAUAACACGACUUUACAACGAUUUAGGAACUUCAAUGGCGGAGAAAGAGAGAGGGGAUGCACCAUCAUCAAUCCAUUGUUACAUGCGAGAAAUGAAUGUUUCAGAGAAAGAAGCUGAAGAACAUAUCAAGAGCAUGAUCAACAACACAUGGAAGAAAAUAAAUGGGCAAUGUUUGAAGAAUCAAUCACAUAAUUUGCUCCCAUGUUCUUUUGUUAAGGUUACUACUAACGUUGCACGUAUGGUGCAAUGUCUGUAUCAGUUUGGUGAUGGGUUCGGCGUUCAAGACCAAGAGACUCGAAACCAUAUCAUUUCUCUUUUAAUUGAGCCAUUCAAUUUGGAUAAUACUGCAAAGGAUGAGGAAAAUAAGGGAAAGAAGAAAAGUGAAGGCUACUCUAAAGUACAAAUUUGAACUUUGUGAUGCAUGUAUGUAGAUGCUUCACAAGAUUCCACGUGCUACACAACUUGGGUAGAAAUUCGAACGUUGUUAUUUGUAAUAGUUUUUAUGUAUCAAUUAUGUUUACUUUACUACUUGAAUUUGAUGAUGAUAGGUGGUGGGA
Messenger RNA from Gossypium arboreum, 1938 nucleotides. Its product is annotated as alpha-farnesene synthase-like. The transcript is spliced from 7 exons. Gene Ontology annotation, biological process: diterpenoid biosynthetic process. The record is from RefSeq and is a predicted model, not a curated record. Bases 21 to 1790 code for a protein of 589 amino acids. Lineage: Eukaryota; Viridiplantae; Streptophyta; Magnoliopsida; Malvales; Malvaceae. Gene Ontology annotation, molecular function: magnesium ion binding; terpene synthase activity.